AUGGCGGUUGUGGUUGAAGAAGGCGUGGUGUUGAAUCAUGGAGGUGAAGAGCUUGUGGAUUUGCCACCGGGAUUCAGGUUUCAUCCAACAGAUGAAGAGAUCAUAACAUUCUACCUCAAAGAGAAGGUUUUGGACAGCCGAUUCACGGCGGUGGCCAUGGGAGAAGCCGAUCUCAACAAGUGCGAGCCUUGGGAUUUGCCAAAGAGGGCAAAGAUGGGGGAGAAAGAGUUCUACUUCUUCUGUCAAAGGGACCGCAAGUAUCCGACCGGGAUGAGGACGAACCGUGCGACGGAGUCCGGAUACUGGAAAGCGACAGGGAAGGAUAAGGAGAUCUUCAAAGGCAAAGGUUGUCUCGUUGGGAUGAAGAAAACACUUGUGUUUUAUAGAGGAAGAGCUCCAAGAGGUGAAAAGACUAAUUGGGUCAUGCAUGAAUAUCGUCUUGAAGGCAAAUACUCUUAUCACAAUCUGCCCAAAUCCGCAAGGGACGAGUGGGUCGUGUGUAGGGUUUUUCACAAGAACAAUCCGUCUACUACAACACAAGUCAUGACGAGAAUACCGAUUGAAGAUCUCACAAGAAUGGAUUCCCUAGAGAACAUUGAUCAUCUCCUAGACUUCUCAUCUCUUCCUCCUCUCAUAGAUCCGAGUUUCACGGGUCAACCCGAACAGCUCAACUUCAAACCCAUCAACCCUCCAACCUACAAUAUCUCAUCACCAAUCCAGCCUCAUCACUUAAACUCUAAUUACCAAUCAAUCUUUAACCACCAGGGUUUUGGUUCUGCUUCUGGUUCCGGUUCUACAUACAACAACAAGGAUAUGAUCAAGAUGGAGCAGUCACUUGUUAGUGUAUCUCAAGAAACAUGCCUAAGCUCAGAUGUGAACGCGACCACGACCACGGAGGUCUCUUCGGGUCCGGCAAUGAAACAAGAGAUGAGCAUGAUGGGAAUGGUGAAUGGUAGCAAGUCGUACGACGAUCUAUGUGACUUGAGGGGGAUCUUAUGGGACUACUGA
Messenger RNA from Microthlaspi erraticum, 1008 nucleotides. NCBI's taxonomy places the organism in Eukaryota, Viridiplantae, Streptophyta, Magnoliopsida, Brassicales, Brassicaceae. The record is from the annotation of a GenBank genome assembly.